Molecule: messenger RNA, 6359 nt
Organism: Oncorhynchus mykiss (rainbow trout)
Lineage: Eukaryota; Metazoa; Chordata; Actinopteri; Salmoniformes; Salmonidae
Source: RefSeq, a predicted model, not a curated record
CCAGUGCAACUUGGGAAGGAUGGGAAGAAAGAAAGUAGGGUGGUUUGAGAGAUGACAUCAUUCCUCAUUUGAAUAAAUCCCAGCCGGGGUAGUGAUUGGUCGUGAGAUGGAGAAAGUCGAGUUACUUGGCUAUUCAUCCCUUUCAAUUUCACCCCCGCGCGCAAUGCCGUGGUAAAACCCUCUCUGCCUGUCCAUCCAUCCUGGCCAGUAGAGAGUGUGUGCGUGGACUGCAAAUCGCUUUUCCUUUCUUUGGAAGGGACGUGCAUCACUUCUGGAAACUGUGGUCGACAGAAGUUUCUUGGUAAUCUGGCUGCUGUAUUUUGGCCUGUUUCUCAUCUUGUUCGGUUUCAUUUUGUAAUUUGUUACACUUUGUAUUCGAGGAUACUGAAAGGAGUCGGAGGAUAUUGUCAAACACUGGGCGUAGCUGGAGAUCAAGCUAUAGCUAGCUACACUGCGUUGAUGGCAGAGAAAAGCAGAGCACCAGUGUGGGGACUAUUACAUGGAGUUGGCACCAGGGAAAGCAAGGUGUCUUAUUUUUGAUAAAGAUAUCAGACUCCACCAUCGCCUGAGUGCAGUUACCAUCUUCAGUCUCAAGCUCUCCAGUCCUCCUCUGUAGAGACGGACAGCCAGGACUGAGGGGAGAUGAAACCGGAUGGGGUUGCCACGGCAGCGAUGGAGCCAAUGGAAGCACUGGAUGCUGAUCCGGUAAACGAGUCAGUUGCGAUGGGAGAGGAGCCUAACCAGGCUGCGCCGUCACCUCAGGCGGAGGGAGUUGGCCAGCAGGGAGAGAUGGGGCAGGGUGAGCCUCAACCAGAGCCAGCCCAGGUGGCCCCCACCAAGACGGGGAACAGCAAGGCUGCAGCAGAUCCAAAAGCCAAGACCAAGGCCCCCGCUGCUAAGACAAAGCCUGGGACCACCACCACAAUUAAGACCACGACCGGACCAGGGUCUCGACCCAACACCGCCCAGAGCCGACUGACCAAUGGGGAUUCCAAGCCACAUGCCAACGGAGUGGCCAAGAAGACCACCACUGGUGCCCCAGAGAAGACCACGCCCAAGAGGCCCGUAGGCACAGCCGUUGCCCCUACCACUAAGACCACCGCCAAGGUUGGUGAGAAGAAGCCAGCGGGCACCACCCGCCCUGCCUCGGCUCCUGCUGCCACCAACGGGGUGAAGGCCACCACAGGAACAGCAGCAAAGAAGACACCUGCGGCGCCAACUAAUGGUGUCAAAGCCACCACCACCGCUGCUAAGAAGCCCACAGCUCCCCGGCCUGUCUCUGCAGCUACCACCAAGCCCAGCACUGCCUCUGCUCCCAAGCCUGAUAGGCCCCCUGUUUCCAAGACAACCAGGCCUGCCACUGCUGCUCCAGGAUCUCGCCCUGCCACUGCUGCAGCCAGCACAGCCAAGAGCUCCACAUCCACAGUCAAGCCUGGCACCCCCACUGCUAAAACCACCUACACCACUCCCAGACCAGCCUCUGCCAAAGCCGGCUCCACAACACCCUCUGCUGGACGGAUCCCAACAUCACAGCCCUCAAAAACCGCAACUCCCAUCAAGAAAGAUGUUACCAAAUCAGCCACCAAGAAGCCUGCAGCGGCUCCUCUCACUCGCACCUCACCAGCCAAGACCACCAAACCUGAGACUCCCAAAUCAGCCUCCGCAUCCAAGCCAGACUCCACCCCCAAGAAGCCGGCUGCCAGCAGCAAGGCCGCAGACACCAAGAAGAUGCCAAGCAAGCCCACGCCUUCAAAGGAUGUCAGUGCUGGGCCCAAGACCCCUAGUACCAAGCCAGCAGGGAAGGCUUCCACCCCUAAGAAGACUGUGGGCAGCAACACUCCCAUGGCAGUGAAGCGUGGCCCCAAGCCCACGAUGGCGGCAGAGCCGGCGACUAAAGAGGGUGAGACCCAGGACGCCGCUGUUGCUGCCGCCAUAUCUGCAGCUGCCUUGGCUGCUGUGGUCUCCAUGGCAACCUCGGAAGAAGCAGUGGUGGCUGUGGUCCCAGAGGAGAAGGAGAUUGUGCCCCCUCAGGCCAGCCAGCCAGAGGAGGCCCCAGAGGCCUUUAUCUCUCAGCUGUCAGCUCAGCUGGACCUGGUCCCCCUGGAAGAGCCAGCAGACACAGUGUCUCCCCUGGGUACCACGGUCUUGUCUCCUCCAUGCUCCCCCACCAGGCCCAUGUCCCCGGUCAGGGAGCCCCAGAAUGCCUCUGCUCUGCUGGACAUGCACGUCCAGCCAGAACCCAGUUCCCAGAACCAGUCUGCCAUGGCUCCACAGAGCCCGGUCCAGGAGGAGGUGAUAUUCCAGGCAGACUGCUGGGCCCAGAACCAGUCUGCCAUGGCUCCACAGAGCCCGGUCCAGGAGGAGGUGAAGGUCCAACCAGAAUCCUGGGCCCAGAACCAGUCUGCCAUGUCUCCACAGAGCCCGGUCCAGGAGGAGGUGAUAUUCCAGUCAGACUCCUGGGCCCAGAACCAGUCUGCCAUGUCUCCACAGAGCCUGGUCCAGGAGGAGGUGAAGGUCCAGCCAGAUGAGCAGCAGGAGGACCUUCUCAUGCCCUCCUCUUCAGCCCCUCCUGCAUUCAGCAUAAUGUCUCAGCCCAUGGAUGAGUUCACCUCAGGGGUCCUGGUCUCUCCCUCUCAGGACCAGGAAGAGGCAGUGGAGAAGGCAGAUGAGGAGAUCAACGAAGAUGAUGAUGAUGAGGAGGAAGAGGAGAGGACAGUGUGCAAGCCGACAUUACUGUUGGACAUGAGUAGCUCUCAGCCCUCAGCGGAGACCAAUCCUGCAGGCUUCGGUGGUGCCACCGGUUGGCAUCGGGAUGAUGUCUUGUCAGGGAUGGAUUCUGAGGAUGUGAGCAGUAUGAGCAGCCGCCUGCAGGGGGCGUCAGAGAUGAGCAGCACCCAGCAUAUGGGCCUGCUGCAAGGUACCCAGAGCUCCGACGCCCUGGUAGACUCCAGCCUCAAGGGAGAAGGCUCCCCCGAUGUGGAGACACUGCUCAACGAUGAUAAUGAGGAGGAUAGGAAAGUGUGCAAGCCGACAUCACUGUUUGACAUGUGUAGCUCUCAGCCCUCAGAGGAGGCCAAGCCUGCAGGCUUCAGUGGUUCCACCGGUUGGCAUGGGGAUGACGUCUUGUCAGGGAUGGACUCUGAGGAUGUGAGCAGCCGCCUGCAGGGGUUAUCAGAGAUUAGCAGCACCCAGCAUACGGGCCUGCUGCAGGGUACCCAGAGCUCCGACGCCCUGGUAGACUCCAGCCUCAAGGGCUCCGAGGGAGAAGGGGCCUUCACGGGUUCCACCAAUGUGGAGACCCUGUCCAACGAUGAGGAGGAAAAUGAAGAGGAAUAUGAGGAUAGGAAAGCGUGCAAGCCAACAUCACUGUUUGACAUGGGUAGCUCUCAGCCCUCAGAGGAGGCCAAGCCUGCAGGCUUCAGUGGUUCCACCGGUUGGCAUGGGGAUGACCUUUUGUCAAGGAUGGACUCUGAGGAUGUGAGCAGCUGCCUUCAGGGGUCAUCAGAGAUUAGCAGCACCCAUCAUAGGGGCCUGCUGCAGGGUGAGGAGAUCAACGGAGAUGAUGAGGAGGAGGAGGAAGAGGAGAGGACAGUCCUGGUAGACUCCGGCCUCAAGGCCUCCGAGGGAGAAGGGGCCUUCAUAGGCUCCCCCAAUGUGGAGACCCUGUCCAACGAUGAAGAGGAAAAUGAAGAGGAAUAUGAGGAUAGGAAAGUGUGCAAACCGACAUCACUGUUUGACAUGGGUAGCUCUCAGCCCUCAGAGGAGGCCAAGCCUGCAGGCUUCAGUGGUUCCACCGGUUGGCAUGGGGAUGACCGUUUGUCAGGGAUGGACUCAGAGGAUGUGAGCAGCCGCCUGCAGGGGUUAUCAGAGAUUAGCAGCACCCAGCAUACGGGCCUGCUGCAGGGUACCCAGAGCUCCGACGCCCUGGUAGACUCCAGCCUCAAGGGCUCCGAGGGAGAAGGGGCCUUCACGGGUUCCACCAAUGUGGAGACCCUGUCCAACGAUGAGGAGCGAGUUGAUGAUAUGGAUGUGAGCUCAGAGCGGGCAGUGGACCACCAGAACGUGUGUCAGCAAGAGGAUGAGGAGGAUGAUGAUGUGGAGAUGCCCAGCGAAGGGGUGACGGAGAGUGGACUGGAGAGCUGUGGGAAUGCAGAUGAGGAUGACUACACAGAGGAGGACCGUUUGGAUAACCUCAACCGUUCGACCGUCCCACCUUCCUCAGCCUGGGGUCAGACAAACCCCUUCACUGACCCCUGGGCCCAGCCCCACCUCUCCUCCCCCCACACCGCCUCCAGCUCUCUGUCUGACCACGGGGCUGACGGCCCUGAGACGCCCACCCAGUCCUCUGCCCAGGCCUGGUUGGAUCUCAGCGCCCCCUCUCUGAUGCUCCAUUCAGAGCAGCCCUCAGAGCCCCAGACUGCCCCUGAGGAGAUGGAGAGCUCUUCCCCAGUGGAGGCCUCUGGCCCCCCUGCUGUGGGCAUGUCUCAGUCCAGCACCCUGAGUGGCACGGCCCUGGCUGUCCACAGCAGCAGUGAAACCAGCACUCCCGAGGAGCUCCGUGACUAUGACAGCAGCUCCGGGGUGGAGUCACGCUCUGACAAGCAGCAGACUCCCGUGCCAUCCAAUGUGCAGCCUGACCUGGAGCAGGACUUGGGCAUCCAUCUGGAACGAGGUGACGAGGAGGAGGAGGCUGAGACGCUCCCUGCUGACGAGGUCCUGGGAGCAGGCCCUCCUACUGCCCCCGCCUCUGCCCCCUCCUCCCCCUCCACCUCGGGAGACGAGGCCAGCGACACGGAGGGUGAGAUGCAGAUCAAUGACCCAGAUGUUCCCGUCACCAUGGAUGACAGCACUGAGUUCGACAGUCCACCGUCCGCCCGUAUCCUGCCUGCCCUGGAAGAGGAUGAGGAGGUGGUGGAGGCGCCGGCCGGAGGAGAGGAGGAGGACGGGGGUGGCGGCACGCCCCAGUCUGCCAACUCAGUGGCGUCUUACGGCUUUGACUGCACCAUGUCCAACUCCAACGCCCACUCUACUGCCGAGAGCUGCGGUAAGAGCCCCGGCAUCUUCUCCCUGGAGAACGAGGACCAGUUGCCCGAGGAGGCCAAGGACCCCUCCCUCAUCAAGGAGCUGACCCUGCCAGCAGCGGCCGCCCAGUCAGAGGAGCUGCUGGGAGGCCCUGUAGACCUGCUGCCCCUGGGCCAGCCUGGGGACCAGCACCACUACAUGCUGGGGGGGAAGAUGGAUGCUGACGACCUGGAGGCCAACACCCUGGAGGACACCCUCCGCCUGGGGCCCCAGCAUGCCGGGGAGGCCAGCGAGGGCCAGCCACCCUACUACUCUGCUAUAUGCGAUAAGACUGAUAGCUUUCUGGCAGGUAACGUAUAAGUCCCUACCCCUGGAAUGCACCUUCUCCCUCGCACCCCUCCCCCCUUGUUGUUCUUAGUUUUUCUCUCGAGGUGGGUUAGAUGGUUUAGAAAAACAAGCAAAUGAUGGUAGGAAACAAAAAAAGCAAGGGGAACGAAAAAGACUGUAGAUCAGUGAAGCCUCCCUCUUUCAUACUACUAUUAUGGUUAUGAAUGUAUGGCACUACUUUAUAUGUACACUAGCUACCAUUUUCUAUUAGAAUGUUCUUUUUAAGUAACACUGCGUACUCCGUAACCCCUGAGGGGGGUAUUGACUGACUGGUCCGUUGGGACAAAGCUCUUAAAAGAAAAGGAGUAAAAGGAGAAUGGACUCGACCUACAUGUGUAUUUAUCCUACUGUUUUUACCAAACAAAUGUCAGUUCUUUUGUUUUUGUACUUGUUUUGUUGGAACCCGGUCCUCCCUCCCCUAUGUACACGCUCUAUUUGAUCCUGCACCGUAGAGAUAACCUACUCUCUUUUUCUACAAGUUUGUCUUGUUUUCAACACCAUUUUAGUAUUGAAUAAAGACUAGAUAUUUAACAUGGCUUUCCUCCCCUUAUAGUUUUGUUGAGGUCGGUAUGGGAGUGUUCAAUUUGAAGUUUGUCUAGUUUUAAUUUGCGCUACAGGAAGUUUGCCUCUCCCUGCAUAGAUUACCAUGGCAAGUAAAGUUGUCAUGUACGGUGUUUUUUGAGGCAUCUGUUUUAAGUGUUCAUGCCUCUUAGUUGAUCAUUUGUGCUUCAGAACCAACUAACAACUAUUUCUGGGGAAAAAACGUGCAUUCCUCUGCAUUUAGAAUGACGCUCACUGAAAACGCUUUUAGUGAUAUUGCAUAUUCCAACUUGCAUGUACUAACAUUGAACUUGUAUCUGAUUAAACCAUUAUACACUAGGGAUGUUCAUAAAUGAAUGGUUCACGCUAAGUAGGUUUUUCAAAAUUCCAUUAAACAUCAUUGCAAGGCA